GUGGUCCGCAGUCAACACACACCACCUCCCCCCCUCCACCCCCGUACUCUCUCGGUCCCUUCUCCUUCUUAUUCCCCUUUUACGGACCUGCGGAGGCGACUUACGGUCGUCGCUGAAGUUCUUCCCCCGUCAACAUGGCGAUGAAUCGAAUCAGAGGCGCCUUUGCGGUGCCCAGGAAAGGAGAAACCUUUGAACUGCGAGCUGGCCUUGUUUCCCAAUAUGCUUAUGAGCGCAAGGAGUCGAUCCAGAAGACCAUCAUGGCCAUGACCCUAGGCAAGGAUGUCUCCGCGCUUUUCCCCGAUGUCCUCAAGAACAUCGCGACCAGCGAUCUGGAGCAGAAGAAACUCGUAUAUCUGUACUUGAUGAACUACGCCAAAUCGCACCCCGACCUCUGUAUCCUUGCCGUCAAUACCUUCGUGCAGGACUCCGAAGACCCCAACCCCCUGAUUCGAGCACUGGCGAUCCGGACGAUGGGCUGUAUCCGGGUGGAUAAGAUGGUCGACUACAUGGAGGAACCCUUGCGCAAGACUCUCCGGGAUGAGUCGCCCUACGUUCGCAAGACCGCCGCCAUCUGUGUCGCCAAGCUGUUCGACCUGAAUCCGGUCAUGUGUCUGGAGAACGGAUUCUUGGAGAUGUUGCAGGAAAUGAUCGCCGAUCCGAACCCCAUGGUGGUCGCCAACUCGGUGACGGCGCUCUCCGAGAUCCAUCAUGCCGCCGCGGAGACCCAAGCCCUCCAGAUCACUUCAAACACGCUGCGCAAGUUGCUCAUGGCCCUCAAUGAGUGCACGGAAUGGGGCCGGGUGACCAUUCUGACCACCCUCUCGGAAUACCGCACCGCUGACGUGUCGGAGUCGGAGCAUAUUUGCGAACGAGUGGCGCCGCAAUUUCAACAUGCCAAUCCCAGUGUCGUCCUUGCGGCCGUCAAGGCGGUUUUCUUGCACAUGAGGCACAUCAAGCCGGAACUGUCCCAGACCUACCUGAAGAAGAUGGCUCCGCCCCUAGUGACCCUUGUCUCCUCCGCGCCGGAAGUCCAAUAUGUCGCUUUGCGCAACAUCGACCUCUUGCUGCAGAAGCAACCCGACAUUCUCGCCAAGGAGCUCCGCGUUUUCUUCUGCAAGUACAACGACCCGCCAUACGUCAAGUUCCAGAAACUCGAGAUUAUGGUCCGGAUAUCCAGUGAACGGAAUGUCGACCAGCUUCUGGCGGAGUUGAAGGAAUACGCCUUGGAAGUCGAUAUGGACUUUGUGCGACGCGCAGUCAAGGCCAUCGGUCAGGUCGCCAUCAAGAUCGAAAGCGCCAGUGAGAAGUGUGUGAACACCCUGCUGGAUCUGAUCAACACCAAGGUGAACUACGUCGUCCAGGAGGCGAUUGUGGUCAUUAUGGACAUCUUCCGGAAAUACCCCGGCUACGAAGGCAUCAUCCCCACUCUCUGCCAGUGCAUCGACGAACUGGACGAGCCCAACGCCCGAGCUGCCCUCAUCUGGAUUGUGGGUGAGUAUGCGGAGAAGAUCAGCAAUGCGGGUGACAUCCUUGGCGGGUUCGUAGAUGGCUUCAACGAGGAAUUCUCGCAGACCCAGUUGCAGAUCCUGACGGCUGUUGUGAAACUCUUCCUGAAACGGCCCGAGAAGGCUCAAGGGCUGGUGCAGAAGGUGCUGCAGGCGGCCACGGCUGAGAAUGACAACCCCGACGUUCGAGACCGGGCCUACGUCUACUGGCGUUUGCUGUCGAACACGAGCGAUCCAGCCGCCGCGAAGAACAUUGUGCUCUCCGACAAACCGCCAAUUGUGACUACGAUUCACUCUCUCCCGCCCGCUUUGCUGGAGCAACUCCUCACCGAGCUGUCCACGCUUUCCUCGGUCUAUCACAAGCCCCCGGAGCAGUUUGUCGGCCAGGGCCGCUUCGGUGCGGAUGCGGUCCAGAAGGCUGCCAUCGAGGAACAAAUCCAAAACGCCCGCGAAAACCCCUUGGCGGCGGCUGCGGCUGCGGCUGCCGUCAGUGGCGGCGCGCCACCCCCGCAAGCCCAGAACAACGUGGAGAAUCUCUUGGAUAUCGAUUUCGACGGUGGCGCACCGGCAUCGGCCCAGAAAGAACCCGGCGCCGGCAUGUCUGGCCUGGAAGGUCUCGCCGGAACGCCCACUCGAGUGGAGUCUCCUGCAGUAGGUACACCAACCGCAAGCAACAACUUGGAUGACCUACUCGGCGUGUUCGGUGACGGUGGUAAUGCCAUGGGUGGCCCAAGCAGCGGAGGAGCCCCCAACGGCGGCAAUGGUAGCGCUGACCUGAUGAACGGGAUGGCUGGACUGGACCUCAUGGGCGGCAGCAGCAGCACCACGUCGCCCCCACCCCCAGGAGGGAACCAGAAGAAGACCAACGAAGACAUCAUGUCCUUGUUCUAAGACAGGUACAACGAUUGCCCAACAUUGGGGCGAAGCAGGGGCUGUGAGGCGGAAGAUGGGCCCAGUUCAAGAUACAUUA
Messenger RNA from Aspergillus candidus, 2475 nucleotides. RefSeq names its product putative AP-1 adaptor complex subunit beta. The coding region runs from base 135 to 2396 and encodes 753 amino acids. NCBI's taxonomy places the organism in Eukaryota, Fungi, Ascomycota, Eurotiomycetes, Eurotiales, Aspergillaceae. The transcript is spliced from 7 exons. Gene Ontology annotation, biological process: vesicle-mediated transport; intracellular protein transport. Gene Ontology annotation, cellular component: membrane coat. The record is from RefSeq and is a predicted model, not a curated record. Gene Ontology annotation, molecular function: clathrin binding.